Arabidopsis lyrata subsp. lyrata is the source of this 1171-nucleotide messenger RNA. RefSeq names its product protein HEAT-INDUCED TAS1 TARGET 1. The record is from RefSeq and is a predicted model, not a curated record. The transcript is spliced from 4 exons. Bases 139 to 972 code for a protein of 277 amino acids. Lineage: Eukaryota; Viridiplantae; Streptophyta; Magnoliopsida; Brassicales; Brassicaceae.
AUCAACAAAACGGCGUCGUAUUGUCUAAGCGUCAUAAGGGUUUUGCGAAGGCUUUUAGAGUUGCACGAACAUUUCUCCGAGAUUUCUAAACGCGACGGCGAUUGCUACUGUCUCCUUCUGAUUCCGGAGUAAUCGCUGAUGGAGUCAUUAUUACAAACUUUUGAAGAAACGGCUGGCUUAUGUCAUCCAGAUUGCGUGAAAGCAAGCAAUGAGCAAGAAGAUUACGAUGCAUCUCAAUCUGCAGCUUUGAUAGCUGUGAGUCUGAUUAGCUCUGCACGGGUUAUCUUCAAGCUCGACUCUGAGUAUACUGAGUACUCAGCUCAGUAUUUGGUGGAUAACGUUGGGAAGGAAGAAGUUGAGGGAGAAAUGGAUCAACAAAGCUGUCAGUACACUGUUGAAAACCUCCUUCGGUACUUGGUGGAGAACGUUUGGAUCAAGAAGGAAGAUGGGCAGGGAGAAAUGGAUCAACAACGCCGUGAGUUCACUGUCAAAGACUGCUUUGAAUUUGCUUUUAAAAAAGGGCUUCCAAGAAGUGUGCAUUGGGCGCAUGUGGGAUGCACGUUCAAGGCUCCCCCAUUUGCUUGUCAAAUACCUCGCGUUCCCAUGAAAGGAGAAGUGAUUGAGGCUACAGAUUUGGGUGAAGCAUUGAAGUUGGGUAUGCAACAACCAGUGGGAGCAAGGUUGCAUGUGUUCAGUCCAGAGUUUGAUAGUGUUGGAGAGGGAAUUUACGAUGGGCCGUCAGGUAAUGGAACAAGCUAUGUUGGCCUUAGAGAUGUGAUCAUGGUUGAAGCGGAGAGGAUCAAGGGAGAAACUGUUGUGACUGUGCAGAUAUGCUACAAGAAGAAGACUUCUUUUGUCAAAGUGUCUACGAGAAGUAUGAUUCUCCCGCUUAAUGGUGACGACGAGUCUCAGGUCAGAGAGCCAACAUGUCUGCUUGUUGACUUCUGUAUCCCACGUUUCUCUAUCAACUAAACAAGAGAGCUGAGAUCUUGGUAAGUAUCUGGAGAACUUUAUGGUAGUUGUGGAACCUGUUUGUUGGUCCUAUGUUAAGAAUGUUUUAUCAGACUUAUUUUCUGUUUAAGUAUCUUGAAAACCUUAUGCUUGUUGUGGAACUCAGUUUGUGGUCUGAAAUUAAGAUUGUUUUAUGAGACUUUUAUCCGUGUUUUAAAAA